Messenger RNA from Lachancea lanzarotensis, 2754 nucleotides. RefSeq names its product LALA0S04e08284g1_1 (gene TMA108). Gene Ontology annotation, cellular component: cytoplasm. The record is from RefSeq and is a predicted model, not a curated record. Bases 1 to 2754 code for a protein of 917 amino acids. The transcript has a single exon. Lineage: Eukaryota; Fungi; Ascomycota; Saccharomycetes; Saccharomycetales; Saccharomycetaceae. Gene Ontology annotation, biological process: proteolysis; peptide catabolic process. Gene Ontology annotation, molecular function: zinc ion binding; metalloaminopeptidase activity; peptide binding.
AUGCUGUCAUUGUUGAACGCUAUUGUGCCUACGAAAUAUGCCAUAGAACUUUCAAUUGAGCCAUCAAAGGCGAACUUUAGAGGCCUUUUGAGGGCAGACUUGGCUCUCAACAAGAAUCAGGCUCACGGCAACAAUGAACUAAUCACAACUUUUUCGCUGCAUGCUGAAGAUAUCGUUGUAUUGUCUGCCAAGAUCGGCAGUCAAAAUUUGGACAUCAGUUACGACAGAACGGCUAACACGGUCAAUUUUCACUGUGGUGAAGGAUUGGAGGCAGUGCAAGAAAAUGGAGUAUCGGAACAGCUGGUUUUGGAGUAUGUGGGCAAACUCCAGUUGAUCAAAACUUUCCAGGAUGCGACUCGUGGUGUCUUCAAAACCAACUUCAUGGACGCUGAAACGGGCAGUAGCGACAAUUUCGUGGUAGCAACGCACUCCCAGCCGUUUUUCGCUAGAAGAAUUUUUCCCUGCAUUGAUGAAAUUAACCACAAAGCGUAUAUGCAGCUUAGUAUCAAGACUUUACCUCGUUUCGAGGUCGUUUCUAACACACAGGUUGAGUCAACAGCCGAUGAAGAGCAAAGCCCAGAAAAUUGCACUGAUGCAACCCCUCCAAAUGCAAUGAAAACGGUUUCUUUUGCAACUACCCCACUAAUGACACCUGCUCUGUUCGGCUUUGUUCUAGGUGACCUGCAGUGUAUCGAAUCGCAUGUUGCUCUGCCCCAAGGUAAGCUUCCAAUAAGAAUCCUAGCCACGCAACAGGUAGAGCUCGCAGCUUUUGCACUCGACACCGUGUCUGAAUAUUUGCCUGCUUUGCAAGAGUUUUUCAAAUGUGAAUAUCCUUUAACGAAGCUGGAUUUUGCACUUUUGCCGUUUCUCAGUGACAUGGCGAUGGAGAAUUUCGGGUUAAUUACAAUCCGCCAAGACCACUUAUUGUUGGACCCUACGAUGUUGGCGGACGAAACCGUACGAGCCCAGGUCCAGCAGCUGACAGUACAUGAGCUAGUUCAUCAGUGGAUGGGGAACUAUAUCUCAUUCGAUUCAUGGGAGCAUCUAUGGUUCAACGAGGCAUUUGCUACUUGGUGUGCAUGUGAGAUAAUGAGUGCCGUCUCCCAUCAAGAUCACUGGUCGUCUCCGGAUUAUCUACAACAGCUAAACGGAAGCCUCCUGGUCGACGCUUCUUUCGGGAGCCGAAGCAUAGCCGCAACUUCCAAAAAAGAACACAUCACUCAAACGUCCGACUCUUUAGAUCCGCACAACUACACUAAGGGCAUAUCGAUAUUGAGAUCUUUACAGUGUGUCAUAGGCAAAGAAAACUUUGAGUCAGCUUUGCAAGCACUGUGUUGUGAUAAGUCGUACCAUGAACGCAGCAUCAAACCCUCCGAAAUUUGGAGUUACUUUGGACAGCACUUGAGAUCAAUGAACAUAUCCAACUUUAUGUUUUCAUGGACGCAUUCUCCCGGGUUCCCGGUCUUGCACGUUGUGUCUCAGAGUGAUAAGACUGUAUUAAAGCAGAGUCGCUUUUUGACUGGGAACAGUGAUACUGCUGAAAAUGUUCCAUUUCAGAUUCCACUCUUCACUCGACUCUCUGACGGCUCCGAAGAUAAACAGCACGUACUUAUGACGGACCGGACACUAACUCUCCCUUAUAACCCUUUGCUUUUCAAUUCGGACGUGAAAGGUUACUACAGAGUAUCUUAUGAAGAUUCAGAAUCUUAUGACCGACUUUCUAACGCUUUAGUCGAGGGAAAAUUGUCAGAACUCGAUCUGUAUGGUGUGUUUCGCGAUCUCGAAAUUUUCAUCGGCAACGAAGUGUAUCAAAAGCCAGAACAUUUAGGUGGCCUGUUUCAACUGCUCCAUACCAUUGCGUCGAAGGUGGACUUGAGCGCGCAUUCAAAAUACUAUAACGGUUUAAGUUUGGGUCUAUCGAUUUUGCAGCAGGUCGAGUUAAGCGAUGUGAGAUUCGGCAGCGGUGCAGAAAGGUCCAAAUUGCUGGGAAGUAUAAUAACUCCUUUGUUUCAGCAAAUCGAAUGGCCAGACUCGUUCGAAACCACAAAAUUGUCUCCCUACCAAGCACUUGUAAUGUCGCAAGUCUUGAGCGCAGGGAAGACGUUGACAGAAGUUCAGUUCCUGUGUGGCAAGUAUUUCAAAGGGGUCUUCCAAGGCCCACAAAAGGCCAUUCCUUAUGAACUUUUGGAGAGCAUCUUAACGGUCAAUUCUUUUUGCACCUCUACUUUAAAGCAAUGGAAGAAGCAUUUUGAAUUAGCUAAAUCGAGCCAAGGUGUUGUCACGCAUAUAUCUGGCUGUUCGGCAUCCGAUAUCCAGGUCACAGCUCUUGAAACUCUGGGUUAUUGCAGAGAUCCUCAAUUGGUGCAAAAGAUUUUGAAUUAUGUUUUAACCAACUUCGACUCUAAAGGUGUCGAAAAAGCUCUUUUCGGGCUGUCAAAUAAUGCUAAGGAGCCUUGUGGUAAAGAACAGAUAAGAGAUGUGCUUUGGAGUUGGUACACUCUCCAUUUUGACGAAUGGGCAAGGAAAUCGCUUACCGGUGACGCUGCGAAAUGUCAAAGCCUAAGAAACACUCUUUUGGCUAUUUCCGUUGUGGUCUUCGAAAUGUGGCAGGAUAUGCCAGAAAAGGUAGAUAUUUUCUCAACCGCGAAACAAAACCAAUUUUCGGGAGAGUUGAAGGUCGCUGAUAUAUGGACCUCCGUAAAGCGCAGUCAAAUCUCUAAGAUGACUAUCUACAAAGCAAUCUUGGGGUUUUAA